AUGGCCGUGAUGACGAUGCCAGACACCCAAGUUCUCACGCCUCAAGCAUCAGCAUCCGACCGCAGACAAGAUAGCAGCCAUGGGUCAGGAGCACGGCUGCAUGAGCGGCAAAUAGCCGCGCCGAUCCUGCAGGAAAAGCACGUCGCGACCACGUCCCGGCUGGAGAUUUGGUCCUGGUACGCCUACUACGUCGGCGCGAACGGCAUCGGACCCUUCAACUUUGCGCCGACCGCCUUCCAGAACCUCCUCGCCCAGGCCGCCGCGCUCUACGGACCGGACGCCAACUCGCUGCCCUUUGCCGGCCGCGUGCGCGACGUCAACAGCAUCGUGCUCUUCUGCAACGGCGUCGCCUUCGCCAUCCAGACGGGCCUCUUCCUCGUCAUCGGCGCCUACGCCGACUUUGGCACCGGCCGCCGCUGGCUGCUCCUCGGCACGUCGGUGCUCGCCUACGCGGUCGGCUUCGCCUGGGUCGGCGUGCACGACGUCUCGCGGUGGCGCGUGGCCGCGGCGCUCUACAUGGCCGGCUCCGUCACCUACCAGCUCGCCACGGCCUACUGGAUCGCCGCCUUUCCGGCGCUCGCCCGCAACACCCGCCAGCUCAAGGAGGCGCGCGCGGAGCAUGGCCGCGGGGCCAUCGGCGCCGAGGAGCUGGCCCGCCGCGACGAGCUGGAGCGCAGCCGCCUGAGCAACGUUGCCUUUUGGGCGCAGUCGGCGGUCGAGAUUGCGCUGCUGGCGGUCAUCGUGGGCGUGAUGCGCGGCGUCCAGGGCGGUGCCGGAGAUGACAAUAACUGGGCGCUGUCGGUGCUGAUCGCGUUCGCGACCGGGUUCUGGCUGAUCCUGUCGGUGCCCUGGUUCUUCAUCGAGAAGACGCGCCCGGGGCUGGCGGUGCCGCCGGGCAAGACGAUGCUCACCGUCGGCGCGUGGCAGCUGCGGGAGGCGUUCACGCAGAUGUGGCGGCUGAAGCAGAGCCUAAUCUUCCUGGCCGGCUACUUCCUCCUCGGCGACGCUCUUAACACGACCGUCACGCUGGUCGGCACGCUGCAGAACGAGAUCGUGAACUACGACAGCCUGCAGCUCACCUAUUUACUAAUCGUCAACAUCGCCGCGCAGACGGUCGGCAUCGGGUCCUUCUGGCUGAUCCAGAAGCGGUACAACCUGCGGCCCAAGACCAUGUUCGCCGCCAUCAUGGUCGGCGUCAUCCUGCUCGACGCCUGGGGCAUGGUCGGCAACUGGACGACGCGCUUCGGCGGCUUCCAGACCGUCGCGGAGAUCUGGGCCUACCAGGUCUUCUACGGGCUCUUCGUGUGUCCCUGGUACAGCUACGCGCAGAUCAUGAUCAGCUCCGUCACGCCGCGCGGGUACGAGUACCUCUUCUUCUCCCUCUUCAGCGUCGUCGGGAAGGCGUCCAGCCUGACGGGGCCGCUAAUCAGCAGCGCCAUCAUCGACGCGUCACCGGACCGGGGGCCGAGGGGCAAGAGGGCGCCGUUUUACUUCCUGUUCGCCCUGAGUCUGGUCAGCGCGCUGGGGCUCUUCUUCUUCCUGGACUUGGAUAAGAGCGCGAGGGAGCAGAACGAGUUUCUCGCGGAAAAGGCGGCUCGCGUCUAUGGCGUCCUUGAUGGCCAAGACGAGCAGGUGGACGGCGUGAACAAGGGGUUGAGGCGAGCAAUCGCGUAG
This is a messenger RNA of Cordyceps fumosorosea ARSEF 2679, 1674 nucleotides long. Its product is annotated as Major facilitator superfamily domain, general substrate transporter. Bases 1 to 1674 code for a protein of 557 amino acids. Lineage: Eukaryota; Fungi; Ascomycota; Sordariomycetes; Hypocreales; Cordycipitaceae. The record is from RefSeq and is a predicted model, not a curated record. The transcript has a single exon.